Messenger RNA from Suricata suricatta (meerkat), 2380 nucleotides. It is a transcript of the gene ADRA1A, whose product is annotated as adrenoceptor alpha 1A. The transcript has 3 exons. Gene Ontology annotation, cellular component: membrane. Gene Ontology annotation, biological process: cell-cell signaling; adenylate cyclase-activating adrenergic receptor signaling pathway; positive regulation of cytosolic calcium ion concentration. Bases 50 to 1384 code for a protein of 444 amino acids. NCBI's taxonomy places the organism in Eukaryota, Metazoa, Chordata, Mammalia, Carnivora, Herpestidae. Gene Ontology annotation, molecular function: alpha1-adrenergic receptor activity. The record is from RefSeq and is a predicted model, not a curated record.
CCCGGGGGUGGCUCUAGAGAGCCGGACCUCGCCGGCCCGGGCUGGGACCAUGGUGUUUCUCUCUGGAAAUGCCUCUGACAGUUCCAACUGCACCCAUCCGCCGGCACCGGUGAACGUAUCCAAGGCCAUUCUGCUCGGGGUGAUCUUGGGGGGCCUCAUCAUUUUCGGUGUGCUGGGCAACAUCCUAGUGAUCCUAUCCGUGGCCUGCCACCGGCAUCUGCACUCGGUCACGCACUACUACAUCGUCAACCUGGCGGUAGCCGAUCUCCUCCUCACCUCCACGGUGCUGCCCUUCUCUGCUAUCUUCGAGAUCCUGGGCUACUGGGCCUUUGGCAGGGUCUUCUGCAAUAUCUGGGCGGCCGUGGACGUCCUGUGCUGCACGGCGUCGAUCAUGGGACUCUGCAUCAUCUCCAUCGACCGCUACAUCGGUGUGAGCUACCCGCUGCGCUACCCCGCCAUCGUCACCCAGAAGAGGGGUCUCAUGGCUCUGCUCUGUGUCUGGGCGCUCUCGCUCGUCAUCUCCAUCGGGCCUCUGUUUGGCUGGAGGCAGCCGGCCCCUGAGGAUGAGACCAUCUGCCAGAUCACCGAGGAGCCAGGCUAUGUGCUCUUCUCGGCGCUGGGCUCCUUCUACGUGCCGCUGACCAUCAUCCUGGUCAUGUACUGCCGGGUCUACGUGGUGGCCAAGAGGGAAAGCCGGGGCCUCAAGUCUGGCCUCAAGACUGACAAGUCGGACUCGGAGCAGGUGACGCUCCGCAUCCAUCGGAAAAAUGCCCCAGAAGGAGGCAGCGGGGUGCCUAGCGCCAAGAACAAGACGCACUUCUCAGUGAGGCUCCUCAAGUUUUCCCGGGAGAAGAAAGCGGCCAAAACGCUGGGCAUCGUGGUCGGCUGCUUCGUCCUCUGCUGGCUGCCUUUUUUCUUAGUGAUGCCCAUCGGGUCUUUCUUCCCUGAUUUCAAGCCCUCAGAAACAGUUUUUAAAAUAGCGUUUUGGCUCGGAUACCUAAACAGCUGCAUCAACCCCAUUAUAUAUCCAUGCUCCAGUCAAGAGUUUAAAAAGGCCUUUCAGAAUGUUUUGAGAAUCCAGUGUCUCCGAAGAAAGCAAUCUUCCAAACACGCCCUGGGCUAUACCCUGCACCCACCCAGCCAUGCCCUGGAGGGCCAACACAAAGAUCUGGUGCGCAUUCCAGUGGGAUCUGGAGAGACCUUCUAUAAGAUCUCCAAGACGGAUGGGGUCUGUGAAUGGAAAUUUUUCUCUUCGAUGCCCCGUGAAUCCACCAGGAUCACCAUGUCCAAAGACCAGUCAGCCUGCACCACAGCCCGGCUGCUUCGCUCCCGCAUAAUGAAUGAGGUUCAAGGUCCUGAAUGCACGGGUAGCAUGCUGGAAUGAGCCUCAUGAUCCAGGUAUACCCUUCCUGAACUCUGAACGAUACCACAUGCUUAGCUUGAGAGGAUACUGACUGGUCCCCAGAAAAUCGUCUAAAGCAGGAAUUUGCAAAUAGUUUUCGACAGAGGCCCGUUUAUUCUGGUAAAAGAUACAGGAGCCUGUUCGCUUCAUCUAUCCCCUCUUUCUACAGGAAUGCGGGGAACUUGCUUUAUGUGUAUCAAACUUUGGUAAACCUUCAUAAUUCUGAAUAUCACUAAAGCUGAAGAUGAUUAUGAUAUGUGAACAUUAAAAUAUUUUUCACAUCCCACAGUAAGAAUUUAAAAUAAGAUUUACGUUCUUAGAAUAAUUCUGGACUAGCAUCACUGGUCUAAAACUACUGGACCGUUUCUGUGGCCUCCUCUCCCUCUUUGAGUAAUUUCCUCUAAGAACUGCAAACAGAUUGCAGCCACUGUUUAACUUUCACAGCAAAGGGAGGAGCUUGUGACCUUUUCUUCGUCCCUUGCAGCAAAAUGAUAAUUUCUUCAAGUGCAGCUUGAAGGCUAAUACCUUUGCACACUGCCAUGGGGGCGGGGAGGGGAGUAUGUUUGCAUGUGGAUUUGAGUUUGUGGUUGGUUGUUCUGGAAUAUAAAAUAUUUUGUUUUUCAACCCUUUCUGGAGAAUGUCUUCUUGCUGACCAGACACAUACUAUGUAUGCCUUGUGCUUAUAACUUUGACUCGGGCAUUAGAUACUGGCUGGAUUUUUAGACUCUUGGUCUGUCUGCAUGUCUUGUAACUGCUCUACCUGAUGUGGGUGUCCUAUUACAGAUGUACAUCAAGAAAGGACUUGAAUAUACAAAAGAUAAGUUUCAUUAUUGAGAGGAGUUUCUUCCAGGAUCUGAAUUUUAAAACCACUUUUCCCAGGCUCCCUUUUACAGGAAGAGCAUCCCCAAGAAAAGAAUGGUAAAUGUUCUGUUUCUGUAAAAUAUGGCUCUCUUAAACACAUUUCUGGACAACUUUAAA